GUUAGAGCGGUGGGGGCAGGUCACAGUGUUUGUUGCUGCGAUAUCUUGGAUACGGAACUACGCCAUUAGCCACGGAUAACGUUAUUUCGAAUAAUUUCCGAUUUUAAAAUAUAAAAAUAAGUAGGGGUCGAGUCGCAGCGAUAAAAGCGACUCGGAUCUCGCAUAUUAAGUCUAAUUUUAAAUAAAUAUACACCGACCAAAUAAGGGGAUGCUGCUGCAGAACGAGCUGGAUUGUCUCAGACGGUCGCUGGAUUUAAUGUCGUCGCAUUUAUUUGGAAAAGCCAGUUUUUCGAUAGAAGAAUCCGCACACAGAAUAAAUAGUCAUCUACCGCGACCGAGCACGUUUGUGUGGUGUUGAAUUAAGAGUUAGACGACGUUAACACCGAUUCUGUAUUGUCCCGAUCAUAGCUAACAUUGGUUGGCUUUAAAGCAGUUUCGGGGUCACUGUAUUGUGUUGCAAUUGUCGCUGGUUAACGUUAGCCUGGUCUUUGUCGGUGGCUGCAGCAACAAUUAAAGUAGGAAGAAAAACUGGCCCUCGUGUCCAUUUAGUCUACUGGUUAAGGUUAGCUACCAAACAGCGCUGUUAUUUGCUCCUUUUUGUUUUGUGCAAUCAACAAACAUCGCGGCCGAGUUCACCUCAGACUCACGAUUGUGGAGUGUAAUUUGACACCGUCAACACAGUACUUCAGAGCCAUGAAGUUAUUGGAGAACUCGAGUUUUGAAGCCAUGAGCUCCCAUCUGUGUGUGGAGACGGGUGACUCUCAUAUCCUGGGCAGGAUGGAGAGUUACUCCUGCAAGAUGGCGGGCGACGACAAGCACAUGUUCAAGCAGUUCUGCCAGGUGGGCGAGCCGCACGUUUUGGAGGCCCUGUCCCCCCCCCAGUCCAGCGCCACCAGCCCCCCGCAGCUGGGUAAGAGCAGUGAGGAUGGAGAGAGCCCCCUGAGUGACACGUGCUGCAGGAAGACUCUGUUCUACCUCAUCACCACGCUCAACGAGUCCUUCCGUCCGGACUAUGACUUCAGCACCGCCCGGGCACACGAGUUCAGCCGGGAGCCCAGCCUCAACUGGGUGAUGAACGCGGUGAACGGCAGCCUGUUCUCGGCAGUGGGAGAAGAGUUCAACUCCCUCGGUCCUGAGCUGUGGAACGCCAUCGACCAGGAGAUCAACCUGCCAGGCUGCGACAUAUACAGCUAUAACCCAGACCUGGACUCUGACCCCUUUGGAGAGGAGGGCAGCCUCUGGUCCUUCAACUACUUCUUCUACAACAAGAAGCUGAAGAGGAUAGUGUUCUUCACCUGCCGCUCAGUCAGCGUCCUCAGCGGGUAUGGCCGAGACAGCCUGGACAACGAGCUGGACAUGGAGCUCGAGGACGAAGAGGAGAUGGACGAGUUCACUGAGGACAGGUUCCCCAGGGCUUUGUGUGUUUAAACUUCUCAGGGACAAACGAGCGGACCCAGGCCUCUUGGGAACAGCCGUAUACCCCUCCUCCAUAUAUAAACCUCUCCUUUUCUUUCUCUCUCUUCUCUCUUACCAUCUCUCUCUUCUGAUGGACACCAGCAUGUUGUGUCUUCUCCUCACUCUUGGCUGGAUUAAAAGAUGCUGCCCCCCAUUGCCCAGC
Messenger RNA from Anguilla anguilla (European eel), 1618 nucleotides. RefSeq names its product MAF1 homolog, negative regulator of RNA polymerase III b (gene maf1b). Lineage: Eukaryota; Metazoa; Chordata; Actinopteri; Anguilliformes; Anguillidae. The transcript has 8 exons. Gene Ontology annotation, cellular component: nucleus. Gene Ontology annotation, biological process: negative regulation of transcription by RNA polymerase III. Gene Ontology annotation, molecular function: RNA polymerase III core binding. Bases 694 to 1428 code for a protein of 244 amino acids. The record is from RefSeq and is a predicted model, not a curated record.